Babjeviella inositovora NRRL Y-12698 is the source of this 1332-nucleotide messenger RNA. RefSeq lists its product as uncharacterized. Lineage: Eukaryota; Fungi; Ascomycota; Pichiomycetes; Serinales. The transcript has a single exon. The record is from RefSeq and is a predicted model, not a curated record. Bases 1 to 1332 code for a protein of 443 amino acids.
AUGGUUGAACCUUUGAAGUACUUAUUCCUUCUCGUAGCUCUUUCGCUAAGGGCAGUCGCCACUGAAGCAAGGAAUAAACUUCCCGGCAUCCAGUCCAAUGGCGAUACAGCUCCCCAGACCUUUUUCAGAGAUCUUCGUGAAACUAUGUCCGAUACAGGCAACGAAUACGGCCAAUACGAUGGCCGCUACAUGUAUGAAGGAGACACUACCGAUGCAGAUAAUGAUGGCUAUGAACAAGUUUCGGAAGAAGUCCAAGGAGCUACCAGACUUUUACCUCGGAGACUGCUACCCGAAGAAGAUACCGUAGAGGCCAAAUUGACAAUUGAAAUAUCAAAUCCUUAUAACGGGGAGUGGAGUUUUCCUUGGAAUAAAGAGAAGGACGCGGAGGAUGAUGAGAUUGACGAUGAAAAUGACUGGGAUUUUGAACAAGAUCAGGAAGAAGAAGAAGAGGAACCAAUUAGAAAUCGAAAAUCCGCAGGUCAGAGUCAUGGCAGGAAACGGUAUUCUUUUACCUACAACGCUCUUAGUGAGAACCCCGUAGAAGGGGACCAAAACCGCGAACCAGGAAUGCUCAAUACAACAAGUUUGUAUUUCGGUAUUGAGUUUGAUAUUGGCAAGCCUGACAAAGACUGCGAAGCAGAAAACGAUUGUGGGGCAGAAAAAGAUUGUGGGGCAGAAAAAGAUUGCGGAGCAGAAAAAGAUUGUGAACCUUGUAAAUGGUUCUGGUUUUUCACUAUCGAUGACCCUAACACAGAAAAUCCAGAAAGCAUAAACUUACCUAACCUAGCAGGAUCAGCUAAGGAAUCCUUGAGUAAGACCACUAAUACUCCCCCACUACUUAUUGGGACUACAACGGAAGGUACCGAGAAGAUACCGAAACGUUUGAGUUCUAUUGCAAAUGCUCACGCUAGGGACCACCCCACAAGCGCUUUUACUGAUUCGACACCUGAAAGCAGCGGCCCAUCAACCUCUAUCGUUGGGGAUGGUGGUAUUUUUCACUCAAUUCCUGGAAUUAACCACCAAUAUACCUCAAUGACUAAACCAGACGACCCAGAUACCAACGGUAACGGGAAAAGUCAGGUGUUCCAAGGUACAAAAAUUGAACUCUCAACUGCCACUACAAAUGUUGCCAGUUCAACAAUCGUGAUGUCGAUCUUUGGCCAGACAACUGAUGCUGACACUUCCCACUGGAGAGAAAACUUAACCACAUCUUUCUACCAACAUGGUUUGUACUGGGAGAAGACGAGUGCAGGAACGAUCUUCACUCCGUAUAUAUGGCUUCACGUAUUUAUGGCUGUUUCCUUAGGGCUUGCUACAAUCCUUUACAUAUAG